Gamsiella multidivaricata is the source of this 734-nucleotide messenger RNA. Its product is annotated as 60S ribosomal protein L11. The transcript is spliced from 3 exons. Gene Ontology annotation, biological process: translation. Lineage: Eukaryota; Fungi; Mortierellomycota; Mortierellomycetes; Mortierellales; Mortierellaceae. The record is from RefSeq and is a predicted model, not a curated record. Gene Ontology annotation, molecular function: RNA binding; structural constituent of ribosome. Gene Ontology annotation, cellular component: cytosolic large ribosomal subunit; ribosome. Bases 116 to 652 code for a protein of 178 amino acids.
AAGUGUUGAAGUGCACCAUAGGGAUAUAGGGUACCCUUAAUUUAGCUUGCUUUAUUUCAGUUCUGAGUGUGAGAGAAUUGGCCCUUCUCUUUCACAGCCUAUCAAUCAAGCCAACAUGUCCGCUGAAGACCAGACUCAGAAGAACGUUAUGCGCGAGUUGCGCCUCGAGAAGCUCGUUCUCAACAUUUGCGUCGGCGAGUCCGGAGACAGACUCACCCGUGCCGCCAAGGUUCUGGAGCAGUUGACCGGUCAGACCCCCGUCUACUCCAAGGCCCGUUACACCGUCCGUACCUUCGGUAUCCGUCGUAACGAGAAGAUCGCCGUCCACGUCACCGUCCGUGGCCCCAAGGCCGAGGAGAUCUUGGAGCGUGGCCUCAAGGUCAAGGAGUACGAAUUGAAGAAGUCGAACUUCUCCGAGACCGGCAACUUCGGUUUCGGUAUCCAGGAGCAUAUCGAUUUGGGCAUCAAGUACGAUCCCUCGAUCGGUAUUUACGGUAUGGACUUCUUCGUCUGCAUGAACCGCCCCGGUAACCGCAUCACCAAGCGUCGCCGUGCCGUUGCCAAGGUUGGCCCCAAGCACCGUGUGCACAAGGAGGAGACCAUGAACUGGUUCAAGCAGCGUUACGACGGUAUCCUGACCAACCGCAAGUAAACGGUUGCUACGGGAUAGUGGACAUUGUAUCUUGAAUAAAUGCUUGAAAUCCUCACUGAUAAGCGAGCGUACAAAUCAAAAA